AUAGGUAGUGUUAUUCUUCCGAAAUAUUCAUCAAGACAACCCCGAACUUUGAAUGCGAGUACUUGAGUGACACAGGCAUCUUUGCGUUCUCUCUUUCAGAACAGCCCGUUGCACAUUGCAUUCACUUCUUGUACCGUGUCUUGGGGUUCAGUGACCCCUCGGAGCACUACCCUCACUGUCUCGGGGCCUGACCUAACCUAGCAACUACUGAGGCUAAAUAAAAUUUGGAAACAAUGGCACGUAGCAGAUUAGCAAAAAUUGGCACGAUUCAUUCGAGAACAAGCGGUCUUCUCAGAUCUGGGGCUAUGAAAGAAGAGGAUAAACCAUUAUGGUUCGACAUUUAUGAAGCUUUCCAACCAAAGGAUGAACCUCGUUUCGAUCGUCCUAUAAGCACGGGAAAUAUCAGAGAAAUUUUCUAUGAGGAGGACGUCAUUCGAGCAAAGUUCCACAAGGAUCAUCCUUCUCUACCAUUCGUUCACCUGAACGAUACAUCACGUUUGUCUCAAACACAAAAAUUUAUAGCUACAUAUCAAGAGUUAUCAAAAGAGGGUGGUGCCCAAAAAUCAGAACUAUACAAAGCUGCUGUUUCUCAAGUAAUUGGCCAGGCGGUUAGAUCACGAAUCGACAAGCCUCAACCAUCUGAAGAAACGACUUCAGUGGCUGAUACAGAGAAAGGCAAAACUACAAACCUGAAUGUUAACAUUAAUAACAUAUUUAAGGAAUAGUAACAUUUAAUUUAAUUCAACGAAACACUGUAUUGUAAGGAACACUAGAAAAUGAAUUAAACCAGUACUAUAUAGUAA
Molecule: messenger RNA, 803 nt
Organism: Neodiprion fabricii
Lineage: Eukaryota; Metazoa; Arthropoda; Insecta; Hymenoptera; Diprionidae
Gene: mRpS23
Product: probable 28S ribosomal protein S23, mitochondrial
Exons: 5
Coding region: 234-725 (163 amino acids)
Biological process (GO): translation
Cellular component (GO): ribosome; mitochondrion
Molecular function (GO): structural constituent of ribosome
Source: RefSeq, a predicted model, not a curated record